This is a messenger RNA of Manihot esculenta (cassava), 594 nucleotides long. RefSeq names its product gibberellin-regulated protein 11. Lineage: Eukaryota; Viridiplantae; Streptophyta; Magnoliopsida; Malpighiales; Euphorbiaceae. The transcript is spliced from 3 exons. The record is from RefSeq and is a predicted model, not a curated record. Bases 107 to 427 code for a protein of 106 amino acids.
AAAUAAAGAGCCAGGCGCAGUAGUCAGCAGGCUCAGUGCCCCAUUACUCUCUUAACAGCUCCGUUCUGAUUAUUUCAAUUUUCAAACAUCUUCAGCUGCUUUCAAAAUGGCUUUACGCUCCCUUCUUUUGGUGGCAAUCUUUCUUUUCUGCAUAGCCCAGGUUUCAUCUGAUAUGGAGAUUGAAGAGCAAAGCACCCAACUGGUGAAAGGACCUAACAGAAGGCUCUUGCCAUUCUUGGCAGAUUGUGCAGGGUUGUGCCAGGUGAGAUGCAGCCUGCACUCGAGGCCUAAUGUGUGCACAAGGGCAUGUGGCACCUGCUGCUUUAGGUGCAAGUGCGUGCCUCCAGGCACCUCUGGAAGCAGAGAACUCUGUGGGAAAUGUUACACUGACAUGACUACCCAUGCCAACAGGACCAAGUGCCCUUAGAAUGCUAUUUUGCUAAUUAGGAACUUCUCUAUUCAUGUUAUCAAAUAAAGAUCAGUUGGGCUUUAUAUGUGGGUGUCUGUUCUGGAAUGUUACUUAAUGAAAUUAAUGGAGCUUAUGUGUAAAUUACUGUUCUUUAUAUAUAUUGUCCUCGCUGGUUUUGAACUGAA